Molecule: messenger RNA, 935 nt
Organism: Osmerus eperlanus (European smelt)
Lineage: Eukaryota; Metazoa; Chordata; Actinopteri; Osmeriformes; Osmeridae
Product: ribonuclease inhibitor-like
Exons: 4
Coding region: 155-862 (235 amino acids)
Biological process (GO): intracellular signal transduction
Molecular function (GO): protein binding
Source: RefSeq, a predicted model, not a curated record
UGUUCCAGAGGAGAGAAGCUCUAUAUGAGAACACCUUGUCCCCCCUGUUGGUUUCAGCUUGCAACAGUAACUCACCACAACACCCAUAGGAAAUGAUCAGACUGAUUUUCUUUAUUUCUACCUCUAGAAGAUAGUAGUGUUAGUAAUCCAUAUCAUGAUUACCUUCUACAGGCUGUCAGGCUGUCACAUCACAGAGGAAGGAUGUGCUUCUCUGAGCUCAGCUCUGAAGUCAACCUCCUUCCUGAGACAACUGGAUCUAAAUAACAAUGAUCUGAAGGAUGCCGGCAUGAAGCUGCUCUCUGCUGGACUGGGGAAUCCACUCUGCAAGCUGGAGACACUGAGGCUGUCAGGCUGUCACAUCACAGAGGAAGGAUGUGCUUCUCUGAGCUCAGCUCUGAAGUCAACCUCCUUCCUGAGACAACUGGAUCUAAAUAACAAUGAUCUGAAGGAUGCCGGCAUGAAGCUGCUCUCUGCUGGACUGGGGAAUCCACUCUGCAAGCUGGAGACACUGAGGCUGUCAGGCUGUCACAUCACAGAGGAAGGAUGUGCUUCUCUGAGCUCAGUUCUGAAUUCAACCUCCUUCCUGAGGCAACUGGAGCUAAGUAACAAUGAUCUGAAGGAUGCCGGCAUGAAGCUGCUCUCUGCUGGACUGGGGAAUCCGCUCUGCAAGCUGGACACACUGAGGAUGUCAGGCUGUCUGGUCACAGAGGAAGGCUGUGCUUCUCUGGCCUCAGCUCUGAGGUCCAACCCCUUCCACCUGAGGGAACUGGACCUGAGCUACAAUCAUCCAGGAGAAAAAGGAUUGAAGCUGCUCUCUGCUGGACUGGAGGAUCCACACUGCAGACUGGAGAAACUCAAGUAAGGAGAUGUUUGUUUUUUAUAUACCUCUUUAGGUAAUGUCGCUUAACACUGAAUAUAUCUAAUUACGUUAAUAG